UCUGCUCCCUUUGUGUCCUGCCAGGAAACAAGCUCCCAUCACUGCUGGAACCCAUUAAGGCACAGGAUGAGUCUGCAGUGGACUGCAGUUGCCACCUUCCUCUACGCAGAGGUCUUUGCUGUGUUGCUCCUCUGCAUUCCCUUCAUUUCUCCCAAAAGAUGGCAGAAGAUUUUCAAAUCCCGGCUGGUGGAGUUGGUAGUGACCUAUGGCAACACCUUCUUCGUGGUUCUUAUCGUCAUACUUGUGCUGUUGGUCAUUGAUGCUGUACGUGAGAUCCGGAAAUAUGAUGAUGUGACAGAAAAGGUGAACCUCCAGAACAAUCCGGGUGCCAUGGAGCACUUCCACAUGAAGCUUUUCCGUGCUCAGAGGAAUCUCUAUAUUGCUGGCUUUUCCUUGCUGCUGUCCUUCCUGCUUAGACGCCUGGUGACUCUCAUCUCCCAGCAGGCCACACUGCUGGCCUCCAAUGAAGCCUUUAAAAAGCAGGCAGAAAGUGCCAGCGAGGCGGCCAAGAAAUACAUGGAGGAAAAUGACCAGCUAAAGAAGGGAGCUGCUGAGGAAGGAGGCAAGUUGGACGUGGAGAGUGCUGAGGUGAGGUUACAGGAGAACCAGAGCCUGAAGAAUGACCUGAAGAAGCUAAAGGACGAGCUGGCCAGCACCCAGAAAAAACUUGAGAAAGCUGAAAACGAGGCUCUGGCCAUGCAGAAACAGUCCGAGGGCCUUACCAAGGAGUAUGACCGCCUUCUGGAAGAGCAUGCCAAGCUGCAGGCCUCAGUACAAGGUCCCUCAGACAAGAAGGAGGAGUAAUAGCUCAUCCCCCCCCUGCCCCGCC
Messenger RNA from Acomys russatus (golden spiny mouse), 829 nucleotides. It is a transcript of the gene Bcap31, whose product is annotated as B cell receptor associated protein 31. Gene Ontology annotation, biological process: intracellular protein transport; endoplasmic reticulum to Golgi vesicle-mediated transport. Lineage: Eukaryota; Metazoa; Chordata; Mammalia; Rodentia; Muridae. Bases 67 to 804 code for a protein of 245 amino acids. The transcript is spliced from 7 exons. The record is from RefSeq and is a predicted model, not a curated record. Gene Ontology annotation, cellular component: endoplasmic reticulum membrane; endoplasmic reticulum.